CCAAACAUGGUGGAAACAAUUGAGGUCUGUUGGGUGGCUGCUGCAGUACCGGAUCAUGAUCAUCAUGAUCUUUAUGAUCAUCAUGAUCUUUAUGAUCUUUCGUCCACUAGAACUUCAGUUCCAAAGUCCCUUCCUCUCACUUUCUUUGACUUACGCUGGUCACGUUUAGGCAUUCCUUUACACCUCUACUUCUAUGAAAUGUCAGCCCCGGAGGACUUCUUCCACACCAAUAUCGUUCCAAGACUCAAACAUUCUCUGUCUCUUACCCUCGGCCACCACUUCCUUCCUAUGGCCGGAACACUCACUUGGCCUCUAGGAUCCCCCAAGCCCGUCCUCACUUAUGCCCCGGGCGACGCGGUUUCGCUCACCGUGGCCCGGUCCAAUGCUGAUUUCUCUCUUCUCAGCGACACUGAUAACGUCAUUUGCGACGCUCCAAUGUGCCAUCCUCUGGUUGCUGACUUGCCAGCAUCCCGUGAAAGAUUAGCGGUUAUAGCAAUUCAGCUCACCGUGUUUCCCAACUGCGGGUUUACGAUUGGGAUCACGUUGAAUCAUGUGAUCCUCGACGCAAAAAGUUUCGUCAUGUUUAUGAAAUCAUGGGCCCGCAUAUGCGGAUCACUUGGAGUUGGAAUACUAGAUGGUGUUCGUGAUGAUCUGCAAUCUCGCAUAUGCUUGCCAGCGGAUCUAGAACCAUUCUACGACAGAGGCCUUAUCAUGGAUCCUGCAAAUCUUGAAGCCGUCUUCUCAAACCACUUGCUGAAUUCUGAUGGACCACAAAACAGAAGUUUACGGCCGCCUCUCGAACGUCGACUUCCGCCGGAUUCAUUUCAAGGGACUUUCCAAUUUCCGCGAGAGAAAUUAGAAAAGUUCAGGCGAUUGUUAAAGGUAAAAAUUAAAAAUGAACGACAAUAUGGACAUCCAGUUCAUCUGUCCACAUUUUCUCUAACAUGUGCGUAUACAUGGGUUUGUUUAGUCAAGGCAGAAGGAAUUAAAGACAGCCAAGUCGUUCUAUUAUUCCCAGUGGAUUGUAGGUCUCGGUUAGAGCCUCCUCUUCCCCAAACAUAUUUCGGAAACUGCAUCGCCACUGGAUAUGCAGUCGCCGAAAGCGAGUUGUUAUUAGGAAAAGAAGGGCUUUUCGUAGCGGUAAAGGCCAUUAGCGACGCAAUAAAAAGUAUCAACGACGGAGUUCUUGACGGAGCAAAGAAUUGGGUUUCGGGAUCACCGGUGUAUAAUAUUACUACUACGUCAAGACUUGGAGGAUUAUACACUACUGCAUCGUCUCAUCAUCUUGGGUACUACAAUACUGAUUUUGGAUGGGGAAAACCGAAAAAAAUGAACCUCGUCUUUAAGUAUAUAACAGGAAUUAUUUGUUUUUCGGACCGUAGAAAUGGGGAUGGAGGGGUUGAGAUUGGGUUGAUUUUGAAGAAACCUCACAUGGAAGCUUUCGCUUCCUUAUUUGUUGAAGGUCUUAAUCUCAUUGAAUUGGCCUUGAAUUCUAUGUCAAGAAUUCACCUCCGCCUUUAAGACAAGAAAGGAGCUUCAAGAGAUCA
Morus notabilis is the source of this 1547-nucleotide messenger RNA. Its product is annotated as phenolic glucoside malonyltransferase 1. The coding region runs from base 7 to 1521 and encodes 504 amino acids. The record is from RefSeq and is a predicted model, not a curated record. Lineage: Eukaryota; Viridiplantae; Streptophyta; Magnoliopsida; Rosales; Moraceae. The transcript has a single exon.